Ostertagia ostertagi is the source of this 363-nucleotide messenger RNA. The record is from the annotation of a GenBank genome assembly. Lineage: Eukaryota; Metazoa; Nematoda; Chromadorea; Rhabditida; Trichostrongylidae.
CCUUUGUGGAGGUGUUUGGUUACAAGUUCAGAAGUGUGCCGUUCGGUUGAAGAGUGCGAGAACCUCACCCCUCCAAAUUGCAGCCACAGAAAGCAGGAAAUCAAUUUUCCUCACGAGCCUGCUCGUCUAACAAGAGCCACAGAUGUUGGUGGUAAAAGGGGUCAGAUUGAAGUGGCUGCCACUUUAACCAUGGAAGACACGUUGGAUGCUAACACUGUAACAUCUGAGAAGGAACUGCUUGUCCUGGAAAACGAUCAGUUCACCUCUGUCACAUCUACACUGUCUCAAACGAUUUGCUUCCCCACAUCGACCAUCUUAUUUUCUGCGUUGCUGCUCUUCUUCGUUUUUAUUACAUCCACGGUU